This is a messenger RNA of Castor canadensis (American beaver), 4341 nucleotides long. The record is from RefSeq and is a predicted model, not a curated record. NCBI's taxonomy places the organism in Eukaryota, Metazoa, Chordata, Mammalia, Rodentia, Castoridae.
AUGACCCUGGUCUUACCCCAACAAGCCAGGCAUGGUGGGCAUAUUUAUCAUUACUAUAUUCAUGGCCAAAAGGAAAUGAAAUACGUACAUUCGGAAAGGAAGUUUGAACCUUUCAACAAUAUAGAUAUUGAAUGGAAGGGAUUAAUCCGCUAUCAUUCCUUCUUAUAUGAUAGAGAAAACCUACCUGAUGAUCCAUGCUUUCCGUCAAAGUUAAAGGAUGAAGAUGAUGAUGAUGAUUGUUUCAUACUUGAGAAAGCAGCAAGAGGGAAAAGACCUAUUUUUGAAUGUUUCUGGAAUGGACGAUUGAUACCAUACACAUCUGUUGAAGACUUUGACUGGUGUACACCUCCUAAGAAGAGAGGGCUUGCACCAAUUGAGUGCUACAAUAGAAUAUCUGGUGCAUUAUUCACUAAUGACAAAUUUCAAGUCAGCACAAAUAAACUGACAUUUAUGGAUCUUGAGCUGAAAUUGAAAGACAAGAACACCCUUUUUACAAGGAUUUUAAAUGGACAGGAGCAGCGAAUGAAAAUUGACAGAGAAUUUGCCUUGUGGCUAAAGGACUGUCAUGAAAAGUAUGACAAACAAAUAAAAUUUACCCUUUUUAAAGGGAUAAUUACACGUGCUGAUCUUCCAUCUAAAAAGCAAGGUCCAUGGGCAACAUACUCAGCAAUAGAAUGGGAUGGAAAAAUUUACAAAGCAGGACAGCUGGUCAAAACAAUCAAGACACUGCCCCUCUUUUACGGAAGCAUAGUAAGAUUUUUUCUUUAUGGUGAUCAUGAUGGAGAAGUAUAUGCUACAGGAGGAGAAGUUCAAAUUGCAAUGGAACCUCAGGCACUAUAUGAUGAAAUAAAAACCGUGCCAAUUGCAAAGCUGGAUAGAACAGUUCCUGAGAAAGCUGUUAGAAAAUAUGUAGAAGAUGAAAUGGCAAGGCUCCCUGAUAGAUUGUCAGUAACUUGGCCUGAAGGAGAUGAAUUAUUGCCUAAUGAGAUUAAGCCUGCUGGAACCCCCAUUGGUGCGUUAAGAAAAUAAAAUUGAAUAAAAAAAGGGGAAGCAAUGCAAAAGCUUCCAGGAACAAGUCAUGGAGGGUCUAAGAAACUCCUAGUUGAGCUUAAAGUUAUAUUACACACUUCAAGUGGAAAUAAAGAAAUCAUUUCACAUAUAAGUCAGCAUGGAGGAAAAUGGCCUUACUGGUUCAAAAAAAUGGAAAAUAUUCAAAAGUUGGGGAAUUACACAUUGAAAUUACAAGUUGUAUUGAAUGAAAGUAAUGCAGACACUUAUGCAGGAAGACCACUACCAUCUAAAGCAAUUAAAUUUUCUGUUAAAGAGGGCAAACCAGAGAAAUUCUCUUUUGGUCUUCUGGAUCUUCCUUUACGUGUUGGAGUUCCAUUUAAUAUCCCUUUGGAGUUUCAGGAUGAAUUUGGUCAUACUACUCAACUAGUAACUGAUAUUCAGCCAGUUCUUGAAGCAAGUGGUUUAUCUUUACAUUAUGAAGAAGUAACCAAAGGACCAAAUUGUGUAACGGGUGUUACAGCAAAGGGCCCUGUUAAUUCUUGUCAAGGCAAGAAUUUUAACCUGAAGGUUAUUCUGCCCGGUUUAAAAGAAGAUUCUCAAAUUUUGAAAAUUAGACUACUACCUGGUCCCCCUCAUCGAUUAAAAGUCAAACCCGAUUCUGAAUUUUUAGUUAUAGAAAAUGGGACAGCUUUCCCAUUUCAGGUGGAAGUUCUUGAUGAAUCAGACAACAUAACAGCACAACCAAAAUUGAUUGUUCAUUGUAAGUUUUUAGGUGGUCCAAACCUUCCAGUCUAUGUUGUGGAUUGCAGUAGUUCUGGAACCAGUAUUUUAACAGGACCUGCAAUUCAAGUUCAAAAUAUUAAAAAAGACCAGACACUCAAAGCAAGAAUUGAAAUACCUAGUUGUAAAGAUGUGUUACCUGUGGAAAAAACUAUUAAGUUGCUUCCCAGUAGCCACGUUGCACGACUACAAAUAUUUAGCCUAGAGGGACAGAAGGCAAUCCAGAUCAAACAUCAGGAUGAGGUUAAUUGGAUAGCAGGUGAUGUUAUGCAUAAUCUUAUUUUUCAAAUGUAUGAUGAAGGAGAAAGAGAAAUCAACAUAACAUCAGCUUUAGCAGAAAAAAUUAAGGUUAAUUGGACUCCUGAGAUUAACAAAGAACACUUACUACAGGGUCUGCUUCCUGAUGUACAAGUACCAACAUCCGUGAAAGAUAUGCGCUACUGCCAGGUUUCAUUCCAAGAUGAUCAUGUGUCUUUGGAAAGUGCAUUCACAGUAAGACCACUUCCUGAUGAACCCAAACAUUUAAAAUGUCAAUUAAAAGGAGGAAAAACAGUGCAGAUGGGCCAGGAACUUCAAGGAGAAGUAGUUAUAAUCAUUACAGAUCAGUAUGGAAAUCAGAUUCCAGCAUUUUCACCAGGUUCUUUAUCUGCUUUGUCAAUUGCUGGGGUUGGACUAGAUAACUCAAAUUUGAAAACUACUUUGCAGGAAAACACACAAAGUAUAAGUGUAAGAGGCAUCAGAUUUAUUCCAGGUCCUCCCGGAAAUAAGGAUCUUUGUUUUACUUGGCGUGAGUUUUCUGACUUUAUUCGAGUGCAGCUAAUUUCUGGACCUCCAGCUAAACUUCUGCUUAUAGACUGGCCAGAACUAAAGGAGUCUAUUCCAGUGAUUAAUGGAAGAGAAUUACAGAACCCUCUUGCUGUUCAACUUUGUGAUCAGUGGGAUAAUCCAGCACCAGUACCACACGUUAAAAUAAGUCUUGUAAAAGCUAGUAGUUUAAAGCUCACGCCUUCAAAUCAACAGCAUAAAACAGAUGAGAAAGGCAGGGCUAACUUGGGAGUGUUCAUUGUUUUUGCCCCUAGGGGAGAACAUACUAUGCAGGUUAAAGCCAUCUAUAACAAGAGUACCAUAGAAGGACCUAUAAUUAAGUUAAUGAUUCUUCCAGACCCUGAAAAACCCAUUCGACUCAAUGUUAAAUACGACAAAGAUGCUUCCUUUUUAGCAGGGGAUGUUUUCACUGAUUUUAUGGUUAGCGUUAUUUCUGAAGAUGACAGUGUCAUCAAAAAUAUUAAUCCAGCACGUAUUUCCAUGAAAAUGUGGAAGCUGACUAGUAAUGCAAACCGACCACCUGCAAAUGCAGAAACAUUUAGUUGUAAUAAAAUAAAGGAUAAUGACAAGGAAGAUGGGUGCUUCUAUUUCAGGGAUAAAGUAAUUCCUAACAAAGUGGGGACAUACUGUAUCCAGUUUGGUUUUAUGAUGGAUAAAGCUAAUAUGCUCAACAGUGAACAGGUUAUAGUUGAUGUUCUGCCUAAUCUGCCUAUGAAGUUGGUUCCUGAAAUUCAACCAGCUACCCCAGCUGUCUCUAAUGUUCGCUCAGUUGCCAGUAGGACCUUGGUCAGAGACUUACGUCUCAGUAUUACGGAUAAUUAUGGCAAUCAUACUGGAAUGAAUUUGGUUGGCAGUGUAUUAGCUACCAUUAAAGGUUUUAAUGAGGAAGAUACUGAUACCCCCCUCUUUAUUGGGAAAGUUAGAACACUCGAAUUUCCCUUUGUGAAUGGUUCAGCUGAUAUUACGAGUCUAGUGCUGGCAGAAAAUAGCCCUGGAAGGGAUAGUACUGAAUACUUUAUUGUUUUUGAGCCUCGGCUAUCACCUUUAUCAAGAACAUUAGAAUCAUAUAUCCUACCAUUUAUGUUUUACAAUGAUGUUAAGAAACAGCAACAAAUGGCAGCACUUACAAAAGAAAAGGAUGAGUUAUCUAAGUCUAUUAUUGUGUAUAGAAGCUUAUUUGAAGCCAGCAAACAACUUCUUGAUGAAAUGAAAUGCCAAGUUGAAGAAGCACAAUUAAAAGAGGCCCAGUUGAGAAAUGAACUAAAAGCACAUAAUAUUGAUAUGCCUACAACACAACAGAUGCCUCACAUUGAAGCACUUUUGAAAAGAAAGAUAUCUGAACAGGAAGAACUAAAGAAAAAGCCUAGAAGAUCAUGUACUCUUCCAAAUUAUACUAAAGGCAGUGGAGAUGUUUUAGGAAAGAUUGCACAUCUCGCACAAAUUGAAGAUGAUAGAGCUGCAAUGGUUAUUUCUUGGCAUCUGGCAAGUGACAUGGACUGUGUGGUUACCCUAACCACUGAUGCUGCACGUCGCAUCUAUGAUGAAACCCAAGGUCGCCAACAGGUGUUACCCCUUGAUUCUAUUUAUAAGAAGACUCUGCCAGAUUGGAAAAGGUUAGAGAAAAGUGAGAGUAAUAAUCUUUUCUAACACACUUUGUCUGCUUUGUUGCUUUGUAAUUCUAGGGAUUAAAACCAGGAUCUCACACAUGCUGAACAAGAGUUCUAC